CAAGAUGGAGAUAUGAAUAUCCAAUGGACCCUCUUCUGUGUUUCCGCUAUGACAAUGACUCAAAUCGGUCACAUAAUUCUAAUUAGAUGAAGAAUAGAGCGUGCAAGUUGUUCAUGAUGACAGGUAAUUCACAAGAGAAAGGUUCUACGAAAACGACUUAUCACAUUGUUGUUCUGGGGGCAGAGGGAGUUGGGAAAACCGCUUUGGUAGUAAGGUACCUCACCAGGCGUUUUCUCUCUGAGUAUGCCAGUACCGAAGAGUCUACUUACAACCGUACCGUGAACGUGGACGAUAAAAACGUACAGAUCAAGAUUACCGACGUCAUUGGGAAGAGCGUCAAGCAGCCUUCGUACGUCCGUAGUAAAAUUCAAAAGAUAGAUGGCAUUGUUGUGGUGUAUUCGGUGACAGAUAGACGGAGUUAUGAGGCGGCACUCAAUUUGCUAGACUUGAUAAGACUUCAUGCCAGACCUGGUACUUCAACACCAACUAUUCUUGUAGGAAAUAAAGUAGAUCUGGAACACAUCAGGGAGGUAGAUGCAGAUGAUGCAGAGAAAGAUGCAAGCGAGUAUCCUGACUGUUUUCCAAUGGAGAGUUCCGCUGCUACGUUACCGGACGAGGCGGCAGUCAUCUUUGAAUCACUGUUGAAAAAGCUAAUUAACAAGAGAGACUCACUGAAAGUACCACGAAGGAAGGUUUCAGUUGUACUCCAGGGCUCGCCCAAACUGAUCCGUACACACAUAAAACGUAGACUAAGCAUGUUCAACAAAAGCAGGAAUGGUACACUGUAACUCUCCACAGAAAAAGAUAUUCAAAAGGGAAGACUUCGCGUGCAGAAGUCAUUGUAACUUUGUUACAGAAAUUUUUAACAGAGGAUUUCCCGAUUAGAUGCGAGCACUGUUCAGAAAUUCGUGAACAAAGUUAGAUGAAACUAGUAAAAUGAAUUCUCUUCUAA
Messenger RNA from Lingula anatina, 952 nucleotides. RefSeq names its product ras-related and estrogen-regulated growth inhibitor-like protein A. Gene Ontology annotation, molecular function: GTP binding; GTPase activity. NCBI's taxonomy places the organism in Eukaryota, Metazoa, Brachiopoda, Lingulata, Lingulida, Lingulidae. The record is from RefSeq and is a predicted model, not a curated record.